GAUGAAUAUGCAAUUUGUGAGUGAGUCGGUUAGGGUUGAUAUUUUGGGGUAUUUGAAAAACAGAAGAGAAUGAAAUAUUCGUGAAAAUGGGGCAGGAGAUCAAAGAACCGUGCAAGAAAGAGGCUUGUGCCAUCCAAGCCUGCCUCUCCAAGAACAACUUUCUCCCCCAAAAGUGCAUUAAAGUAAUUGAAUUGCUGGACUCAUGCUGCACAAGAUGCGAUUAUAAUUCAACUCACUGUGCUUCCCUCUCCGGAUUAUUGAAGCAAAAUUCCAAGUAA
Vicia villosa (hairy vetch) is the source of this 278-nucleotide messenger RNA. RefSeq lists its product as uncharacterized. The coding region runs from base 87 to 278 and encodes 63 amino acids. The transcript is spliced from 2 exons. Lineage: Eukaryota; Viridiplantae; Streptophyta; Magnoliopsida; Fabales; Fabaceae. The record is from RefSeq and is a predicted model, not a curated record.